Messenger RNA from Motacilla alba alba, 9831 nucleotides. RefSeq names its product phosphodiesterase 7A (gene PDE7A). The record is from RefSeq and is a predicted model, not a curated record. The transcript is spliced from 14 exons. Bases 6512 to 7921 code for a protein of 469 amino acids. NCBI's taxonomy places the organism in Eukaryota, Metazoa, Chordata, Aves, Passeriformes, Motacillidae. Gene Ontology annotation, molecular function: 3',5'-cyclic-AMP phosphodiesterase activity.
UAAAAAUUAUUGGGAAGGCUUCUCUCCAAGGCAAAAAGCUUAAACCUUGGAGGUUUUAGAAGACAGACUUGUUGUGUUCUUUGAGUCUUGUAUUGAUAGUAAGUAAAGAAUUAUAAGAUACAACUUGUGUGACUUUAAGUUCUGUAAUUUUCUUUUCUGGUUGUUGUGAUGUGUUGACAGUUUUGCUGUGUCUUUCUGUGAGAUUGUAAACUCAAUGUUUUUUUAUUUAGACUCCCAUUUAAAUAUAGCACAGUAAGAUGAUCUUUCACUGUUCAAAGGAUAUGCUUUAGAAAUAGAACAUAAAUUUUUUAUUCCCAAGUCUAAAACAUUGGUAGCUUUUCUUGUCACAUGGUAGUGUUCAACUGUUCUCACUUACAUAGCUGGGUUACUUGCAAUAUGUGAGGUACGUGGGAAUUGAAAUUACUGUUGAUUUGCUUCCAGUAAACCAUUCAGUCUUGGCUGAAGGUGUAUUUAACAGUGAAACACAGCAACUCGGAGCAGAUAAAACUCAACUUCUUGAGUUUUAAAUCUACAUUAUCUGACUGGAUUGCAGUCUUGGGACCUUGGUGGAACUUUGUCUUGUAGCAGUGGUACAGUUCUAUAACUCUUUGAAAUCACAGACGAAGGUGUUUGUAUUGAACUCUAAAAUGGGCCUUGUUUCUUGCUGUGAAGGAGCAGGUUGGCAGAUACAGGCUGCUGUAGACCAGUCCUAAUUGAGCGUCUGUACAACUGCUAGUAUGGUUCUCUGUCCAAGGUGAUAAGACUCACUACAUCCAAGGGUUAAAAAUUAAUAUUUCCAGAAAAGUUAAUGACAAAUACAUGUGCGUCAACUUUGUCCUAACUUUUUCAUACUUUUUUUUUUGUUUGUUUCUUUAAAGGGGCUUUAAAAAAAAGUGGUGUAUAACUCCUUUCCAAAAUCUUCUCUCCGGAGAGAAGCAGAAAUCUUAGUUCUGUGAACUUAAGCAAAGUCCUAAAAUGCCAUAGUAAGUAAACAUCCUUUGGAAGCAUGUGUCUGAAUAAAUCAGAGGAAGAAUACUGUGUUGUAGAACUUCAAUUAAGCUUCUGGUGAUUUGUUUUACCUAAACCAGUAAAUUUUCAGUUUCUAUAUUUAAAUGAUCUAAAUUGGAUUGCUUGUCACUGAGACAGUUUAUACCAUAUCACACUUUUUCUUCUGAAAGCACAUCUAGCUAAAAAACUGAAGUGCAUGAUAUGACAGAGGUAGUGAGAGUGUUCUAAUUUGUAUUGCAAAAGAAUCAUUUUAAAAAGAAGUAAACUGUUUCAAGGUGUUUAAUCUCUGUGUGGAAGUUAAAAAAGUGUUCUUAUACACCCCUCAACUACAAUAUGUAUGGUUUUGCCUUUUUCACUGUUACAUAUCCAUUUCUGUCAACCUGCAAAAUCAUGAUGUUGAGCAAAUAAGAGGAAAGGUUUAAAACAGCCAACAGAAAAAUGCAGUGUGUAAUAAUGUGCUUUUUUGGACAAAGAUUUAUAUGAUUUAUUUAUAAAAUAUACACUACCUCUUACCCCUUUUAGAAAUAUAGGACACAGCAUGAUCCUGAUUGUUUCUAUUGCUAUGUUGCAGUAGCAAUAGAAAAUUCACUGAAUGGGAGAUGGUACAGAAAUGCAAGUUGUUGACUUCUUUCAUUCAUUUGGAUUGUAUCUUUUCUGAGAGGGGUUUCUUUCCUUUUCUAUCUUACUGAGAGCUGAAAUGGAAGAUUUCCAGAACUGAAAAGUGGUUUUUAAGGGUAUAAUUUCUGCCCUCUGGAUCCUUGACUUUCAAAGUUCAUGUGUUGGAAUUCUCAGCCCUUGGUUUAAGAUCAACCAGCCUUCUGAGUUUAGUUGCAAUGAGUUAGGUAGUUGCAAUGGUGAUUUUUAUGUGGUCGUGAAGGUGAAUUUUGGUAACUUUCUUAGAUUUUUAUGUUUGCUUAUUGCUUGCUAGCUCAUAUGUAGCAUUGUUGAUGAGUCACUGUCCCUGAAAUUAUUCAAAAGAUAUGUAGAUGUGGCAUUUAGGGACAUGGUUUAGUGGUAGACUUGGCAGUUCUGGGUUAGCAGUUGGACUUGAUGAUCUUAAAGGUCUUUAGCAACCUAGAUGAUUCUGUGAUUUUGUUAAUAAACAGCUGGAGUAGUUGGAAUCUUGUACCUAGUUGCAACUUAGGCUAACAUGGCAAAUCUUUUAAAUAAGAAGCUGAAUUGGAAGUAAAUUGCUUAGAUAACAUUUUAAAAUAAAAUGUAAAUAGAAGUAACAUUUGUAAAAGUUGGUUAUUGUGUAUACACUGUGAAAUUCUAGAAGUUCUGCUCUCAGUAUCUUAUGUCAGUAUUAAACUAAUGGUGCAUUUUCUUAUUUUUUUCCCUUGAGAGCAGUGUUUAGUGGUUGGGUUGGGCUGCAGCAGUAGCUACCCACACUUGUUACAGGAAUACUCAUAGAUUACCAUUUAAUUAUUCUUUUUUAGUGAAGUCUGCUGGAGAAAGAGAUCAUACAUGAUAUAUAAUGAGACAGGAAGAAAAGCAAAGAAAAGAUGGAAAUGAGUUGUGGGGUUUUUUUUCCCACUGUGUGCUGAUGAAUUCAUAAAUGAUAGGCUUUUUCCUCUACUGUCAUUAUAGGCUGUUAAUAUAGUAAAGUUCCCAGACUGGUUUACAGCAAGUAAUAGGUCAGUCAGGAGUGUAUCCUAGAAAUCAGUGUGCCACAGGCCUCUGUUCUGGAAGGGGUUGUUUGAAGGGCAAGGAGACUCCAUGGAGAUUUCUUUUCUGGGCCAGGUGUACAGGUGCAGGCACAUGAAAUCAGGUCAUUCUGGCAAGUAGGAGUGAUAAGCAACCUUAUGCCUCCAGUUGAACAUAAAAACUCAGGUGGUGAUGGAGAUCUACAAAACCCUGCUGGAGAUGGAGUGUCAUUUGAGACCCAGCAGUGUAUCUGAAAUCUGGUGCUCUUGCUUCAACUCUGGAUUUCUUGUAGGUGUCACUGAAAUGUUUUCUGGGGGGAGUUAGAGCAUUUAAAGGCACUUCUGCACAAACAGUAGUUACUAAACUUUGUAAGGCGACCCUGAGCCAUUCCUCAGGGCUGAUGAACUUCAGGAAAAUAAAUGAAUAUAGAAAAGUAUUGGAAUAGAUAGGUAUUUAGAAAUAUACAAAUAAAAUUAGGAUCCUGUACGUGGUACUUCAAAUGCAGAGUAUGUAAUAGGAAAUAAUGGGUUUCCACAUGGAGCCUUGCAGAUCUCUAGGAGUGUAUGUGGAAAUAAUUGGAGCCUUACAAAUAAUCGUGGUGUGUUAAUGGGGAGCUACUUUGAAUGGGUAUGAGCUGGUCCCAUGUGAUGCCUGUUUCCCAGUGAGAGCAAACUGCUAUCUUUAGGAAAUUUCUUAGUGGAAUCUUUGUAACAGCUGUUUCAAGACCCCAGCUGCUUUCUGCUGUAUUGAUAAUGCAUGCUUGUCUUAUCAGGAAUAGCACAGAGAGGUUUGUUCAGUAAAUGCAAAAAAUUGUAGCAAAACAUUGCCUUUGACUGCUUCAAUGCAUCUCCAGUGCUGCCUAUCAUCAAGUCUGCAUUGAAGCCCUUGGGAUAUUUCUGUUUCUUUAGAAAUGGUAAGAGACAGCGAUUGCACUUGUACAUGUGAGCUGAUGGUAAGGAGAGAGGAAUAGGUAAUAACUUGUAUGUGAAUGUUUGGUACUGUAAAUCUUGCCUUACCAAACGUGGUGUCUCUGCAGAACUCAAGAAAAUGGGUUUUAGAAAAACUGAAAAAGAAUCUGUUAGAAAGCAGUAAAGAGAAAGAGAAGAAAGAAGACAAAACAGUAUUAGCAACUUCCCCAAUUUAAAAAAAAAAUACAAUGCAAUGUAUGAUAGCUAUUCUUUUUUGUGUGCUUCUUAGUUUCAAGAUGAAGCUGAGACUGAUGGUGAAGUCCACAGCUGAAGGGUCCCUGCAAUCCCAGAACUGAGGCAGUGUAACAGGGAGUAGUUAACACAGAGGGAAUUUAUUAUUACGGCAUUUUUAUGUAGCCUUCCACCUGCGGGUUUACAGUACUUAUUAAUAACUUUGAAUUAUUUCUUCUUUGUAAAAUCUCUUUCACUUUCACCUUGCAGUUGUUAGUGGGGUUAUUCAAAGCAGCACUUUCCCCAAAAGAAGCACUUUAGUUUCUGUGUUGAUUUGUUAAACUUCUCAUACAAACCAGUGAGCUUUCUGAUCUUACUCUGUCUCCAAAUUCAGAAUUGUAUUGCCAAAACAAUCUUUCCAUUUCCAAGCUGUAAUUAAAACAACAGUCUAGUGGUGCUUAACAAGUGGUCAAAUACUUUUAUUUCUCUGUUCUCAUACUAAACUUAUGCAUGAGACAGUUUUACGAUAACUUCCUGUAAGAGAAGGCUUCUUCAUUAAACCACUUAAUGGUGGAAAACAAAAGAGGGAAGGGUGAUCACUUUGUAUAGUUCUGUAUGCUAAGAUAAUGUUGUAUUUCUGAAAUUGGUAGAAGAAAGUCUUGCUCCAUGCACAUGGGGCAAGACUAUGCACACACUCCAAGAACAUCUUCAUGUGUUUUGAGACAGGAAAACAAGAUUUGUGAGAUAUUGAUAAUAGUUGUGAUGGAGAGGAAUGCUUGACAUUUUGACAAAGAGUAUAAGGCUAUUUAUGCUUGAGUUUUAUUCAGAGGAGAGUUCAAUCUUGAAGCAAAUCACCUCAUUGUUCCUGUUUGCUGUGCUCAUUUGAUUGUUUUCUGGAGUGGUUUUGGUAUGUGCUAACCAGGCUUCUUCCAAAAGAAACAAAAUCAUUCACUCUUUGUGUGCACCUAAUGUGCCUUUACCCUCGAUAAGGUUGUAGAGGUUUGAUCAGUUACUGGAUCAUUUUUGGCAGCUUUGAACCUCCAGUGGUAGGAUCUGGUUCAGGAAGUUGGAGUAAAUAUGGCCUUCAAAAACAAAUUAAAACUCCUGGGCUUCAUAUAGUAUGGGUGUAAAGAUCUGAGCAGCAGGUGUGUUUUGAUCUGCUCCAGUUGUGCCAGAUUGUAAUGCAAAUAUAGCCUGAUGCCAUUUAUUGUGGGUUUGUUUUUUUAAAGAAACAUCAGACUAGUGGUGAUUAAUUGUUAGGGUGUUUUAACCUUGUCAACUAUUCGGAGGUGGUAAUGUUUUUAAAUUUAUAUCUGUGACAGUUUGUAUUGUAUGUGGGACUUGACAGAUAAGUGCUGCAUUCAUGAAGUGACGUACAGAAAGACCCAUUCUGAAUGUUCUUGCCUUUGGUUUUGAUCUGGCUGUUUUUCUGGGGCAUGGUGACAGGGCAGAAGAUAAAUGUUUGCAAUGUAAUGGUUCUGUAGGGAUUCACAGGUUGUGCUCAGAACAUGAUUAUAGCUUAAAAGACAUCAUAAAUAUUUGGAAUCAUGAUAUAAAAUAACAAAGAGCUCUAGCUCACUUAGCAAAUCUUUUCCUUAAUUCAGUAAACAUUCACUGUGGUGUAUGUCCACUUUUCCUGUGGAGGGGAGGAAAUUAGUUUCUUAAUGUUAAAACUACUCCUUUGGUGAUCUGAGCUAACUUUUGUGGUUUGUGCACGUAUUGGAAUUUGGAAUUGAUUGUUUUUUCAAAAAAAAUUAUAGGAAGAGCAGACACUUAAUAUAAUUUUGCUUUCAGUUAUUCAGCAUCAUCCUUUUAAAUGCCUCAUUAUCCUACACUGUUCCUUUUUCUUCCCCACUGUAGCUCCUUUUUUUCCUAAGUAUUUGAGAUUUCUUUGUAUUUUUGAAAUAAACACUUUUGUCAGCUUGAAAUGACAGAAAUUAGAAUGAAUCUGAAGGCUGCACCAAGCAUGUAGGACCACUUUGCUGCACAAUCAGUGUUCUUGGAGGUAGCUAGACUGCUUUCCAACCCUGGGAAGGGCUAGGGAGGCUGUAGCCAGGUUCAGCCCUUGGAGCAAUAAAUAAAAGCCCCAUGCCAGUUCAGGCAUGAGUGUGAAUGGCUAGUAUGAAGGAUGGCUUGGUAUUUAGAGGACAAAAGAAGUUAGGCAAUGACAGUUGGUUUGAACAAUUGCACAUAUUCGGUGCAUUAACUUUCAUUAACAUUAUUUGUAGUACGUUGCUAUAAAAGCAAUUUUGAAAUAUGUUUUGAAGUUCAGUUCUUAGCAGCUCUCCAGGUGGCAGAGAUAAAAGGAACUUGUGAAUAUCACAAGUGCUGGAAUCUGCUGGAAACAGGCUCUUCAUAGCAUUUGAAGGCAAGGCAGUAUCCUGACUUAGCUCGAGUGUUUUGACUACUGGAGUUUGAUCCUGUUGUCUGGCACACUUUGCUGUAUUUAAAGAUGAUGAAAGGAUGUAAUCAUGGUUUUACAUUUCCGUUGGCAUUUCUGUGGGGUUUAGUAAGGUUUUACUAAUUGCCAUGUCCUCUGGUUGUAAAACUUUCUUGUUGAGUCCAGCGUUGGCAGCGAGAGGAGCGGGGCAGAGCACAUUGCAGGGGCUGUCAGGUGACAGCUGCUGCCUGCCUUGUGCCUCACUGCUGUGCCCUGCUGCUUUCAGCACUGGCGGCCAUCGGGGGGAGAGUAUGCUUCAGGUAUUUGGGGUGAUCCAAUGGGAAUUGCAUUGAUCUGGUGUUUAGCUCUGAUCCUUAUCAAAUGGAUUACUUCUAAGAGACGUGGAGCAAUUUCCUAUGACAGCUCUGAUCAGACGGCGUUGUACAUUCGUAUGCUAGGCUCUUGUGUAAUAUUCAAACAGCUGAGCGCAAGAGAUGUGCGAGUAAGAAGUCGGGCAGGAUUUGAAACAGAGAGAAGAGGUUCUCAUCCAUACAUUGAUUUCCGUAUUUUUCACUCAAAUUCUGAAAUUGAGGUCUCUGUGUCUGCAAGAAAUGUGAGAAGGUUGCUUAGUUUCCAGCGAUACCUGAGAUCUUCCCGUUUUUUCCGUGGUAUCACUGUUCCAAAUUCUUCAAACAUUUUAGAUGAUGAUUAUAAUGGACAAGCAAAGUGUAUGCUGGAGAAGGUUGGAAAUUGGAAUUUUGAUAUUUUUCUUUUUGAUAGACUGACAAAUGGAAACAGUCUAGUCAGCUUAACCUUUCAUCUGUUUAAUCUACAUGGACUAAUUGAACACUUCCAAUUAGAUACGAUGAAACUUCGUAGAUUUUUGGUUAUGGUUCAAGAAGAUUAUCAUAGUCAAAAUCCUUAUCAUAAUGCAGUUCAUGCUGCUGAUGUGACUCAGGCCAUGCACUGUUACUUAAAAGAGCCCAAGCUUUCCAAGUCUUUAACUCCAUGGGAUGUCCUGCUUAGUUUAAUAGCAGCUGCCACGCAUGAUUUGGAUCACCCAGGCGUUAACCAACCUUUCCUAAUUAAAACAAAUCAUUAUUUAGCGACUUUAUAUAAGAAUACCUCAGUAUUAGAGAACCAUCACUGGAGAUCGGCAGUGGGGUUGCUGAGAGAAUCUGGUUUAUUUGCACACAUGUCAUUAGAAAACAGGCAGCUGAUGGAGAGCCAGAUAGGUGAUCUCAUUCUUGCCACAGACAUCAGUCAACAAAACGAGUACCUGUCCAUGUUCCGAUCCCAUUUGGAUAGAGGAGAUCUAUGUUUGGAGAACGCAAACCAUCGUCACUUCAUCUUACAGAUGGCUUUGAAGUGUGCAGAUAUUUGUAACCCCUGUCGGACAUGGGAGCUGAGCAAGCAGUGGAGUGAAAAAGUAACGGAGGAGUUCUUCCAUCAAGGUGAUAUUGAAAAAAAAUAUCACUUGGGUGUGAGUCCACUUUGUGACCGACAGACAGAAACUAUUGCCAACAUCCAGAUUGGUUUUAUGACUUACUUAGUGGAACCACUGUUUGGGGAAUGGGCCCGGUUUUCCAACACGAGGCUGUCACAGACAAUGCUUGGCCACCUGGGACUGAACAAGGCAAGCUGGAAGGGAGUGCAGAGGGAACAGGCGGGCAGCGGUGACGAUGUUGACCCCACUUUUGAGGAAAUGGACUCAGACAUUUUACCUCAGGAACCUCGAUUGUCCUGACCUCAAUCUCCAUGACAAAACUGCCUCUUCCCUCGGUAUCCGCACGGUUGGAUUAAAGGAGACACAUGCCAGCCCAAGGUUUUGGUAGAAUGGUAAAAUGAUGCCAGCAUUAUUUAUUUCCAAGUUUUCCUUUGACACAGACCAUUUGACCCAGAAUUUUUUUAAGCCGCCAGAUCUGAACAUAGAGCAAUAUGCACCCGCCUCGGUUGGUUGUGUUCGGAACCUCGAAUAUGCAAAGCACAGCAGCGACCGAGCCUUGGAGCAACGGGACGGAAGCGCCAUCGUGCCCCAUGGCUUGGGUUUUCUCAUGAUAUUUGGAAUACGGUCUUCAAAUCUAAGACUUGACAUGGAUUGUUCCACUCCCUUGGAAUUUAGCAAGACUCGCAUAAAUGUGUUCAAAGCAUACCUUCCACUCAGUCCCUGUUUUAAUACGGAAAUGUGAAGUGCCCAUCCUCUGCUGCCUCUGGCAAGACUUGAUGUUUACAAAUGUACUCUGAAACUGUCGGUUCUAGACUUAACCUUUGCGCAUGGCUGUGAAGGAACCACUAACUUGGGUUUUUUUGCUUUUUUUAAAGAAAAAGAUCAAAUUUGAGACUGCAGCUCUUGUUUCUUUGGAUGCCAGAAAAGCCUCCCAUUUGCCAUAAUUUUGUUUGCGCACUGGGAACUGAGCAUUCAUCAUAGAGCACAGCCAAGCUUUACUCCAGUGCUGUAUGGGAAUGCAAUUUUUUAUCAGCGAAAAAACACUUCUGAAUCUGGGAAGGGGUGGGGGGGAAGCGUCCGAACUGCAUUGCGAUUCUGCAGUGGGAACAUCGCAUGUUGUUCUCACUAUUGUACACUUGAACUGCACAUGCAAGAAAAAGGUGGAAUGUCUAAACACCAUAAUCAGCUCAGGGUAUUUGCCAAUCUGAAAUAAAGUGGGAUGGGAAGCGUGUCCUUCAGAACAAGGGUACAAAUGCCCCUUUCGCUGCAGCGUGUGUGUAUGUGUGGGUGUGUGAGUACGUUUGGGACCGGGGAGGGCGGGAGGGCUCGGGGAAGGGUUUGAACGGCAACAUUUUUUCUUUUUCUUUUUUUUUUUUUUUUAAUUUAUUCUUUUAGAAUGUGACAAUUUCAUGAACAGCCACACUGGGGAGGAAACUGUAACAAAUUGCUACAGAUGCCUUAAACUAUGCACAAAGCUAAGUGACCAAAUUUGUUUUUGAUUUGAAAAAAAAAACAAUAAAAAAAAGUGCAUUGUUUACGUAUUCCUCCCUCUACUGAAACAUUACCCACUGAUGGGUUUUUGAUGGGAAAAGGAGAAAAUGUUUUUUAGGACAAAAUUAAAGGACUAAUUUUAAACUUAAAACAUUCCAUUUUUGUAAUUUGUUUUACAUUGUUUUAAGUACAGUAAGCACAACUGUAAUCUAGUUUGAGAAACUGGUGCUUUCUUUUAGUUCAUUUGUAUUUCCCUGUUAUUAUUGUAAAAGACUGUUUAUUAAUUCUGUUUACAGUUUGUUGCAACAGCCAUUUUUGGAAGAGAGCUUCAGCGUAAAGCCAUUUGUAAAGGCUUUGCCAUAUUCAUUUUAAUAUGUGCCUGUUGCUGUUAACUUUUAAUUAAUAAAACAAAAUCUUUUCACAUUAUGCUCCUGUACAUUUAAGUUAUGACUGAGUCCAGCGUUGUGGAAAGGUAGCUAAGGUUGCAGUCAGCUUCCACUGUAAAACUAAACCAACUUUUGGAUUUGAAAAUACUAGUCCUCGUAUGCCAAAAUUGAUUGCCUCUUGGAGCUUGGCCUUUUACUGUUUGAAAAGCAAAUCCUGACUUACCUGAUUGUUUCCCUUCUAAAACUGUUUAUUAUUCUUUCAUGUUCCCUGAAGUAGUAUCAUUAAUCUCAAAGUGGCCAUGUUUAAAGAAAUAAAUUUCUAAUGAAACCAUU